UGUACGAUAACGCUGCCACGCCCAGAUCGGUUUCCGGCGAUUUUGUGCGACCCCGAACCCGUCGCGCGAUCCCGCUUCUUCCUCUCGUCCGAUUCCCACAUCCAUCCUUCUGUUAGCAGCCCUCCUAACAUGUAUGCACAUGGGCUUGGCCACUCGGCCACUCAUGGACUUGGCCCGCCCGCUACCCCAUUGCUGCAGCUACAAGUACCAGAUCAAACGCAAGGAAGAAGGUAUCCAGUGGAUCACAGACGAACCCGGCAGCGGCUACCUUCCUCUCUUCUCCUACCUCUGCUCCCCAGUUCAUCUGUAACUCAAUUCUUGUAUCAGAUCGUGAGUGUGUGAACUAUAAUCUAGUGGAGACAUAUCCCGUACCUUACAUCUGGUAUCAGAGACCAGACACCACUCCUUCCCCUGCGUUCCGUCAAGCUCGUCCGCAUCGGGCAGCCAUGGAUCCAUGGAUGCAGGAGUAUCUCGACCGGAUUGACGCCAUGCUCGACGCCUACACCGACGCCACCAGGUCCCUCGCAGAGAAAGUGGACGCUCUGGUCGUCGCCUGGCGGCCAGACCUCGAGAAGAGGUCCUCCCACACCGCCGUCGUCCACGAUCCACCAUCGCCGAUUCCUUCGCUGGAGAUCACUACUGAGGCGUCGGCGCCCAUCCCAGGCGUCUCCUGCUCCACCACCAAGGCCCACAAGGUACCAGAGGUCAUCCACAAGGCGGCCCCUGACUGCAUCAUGGCGGCGCCUGUGACCUGUUCGACGGAUUGUUUGAAUCAAGUUGUCGCCCACGCCAGCGUCAACGAGGUCCGAGAUGUCGCCACCACCAUCUUCCCCGUGGACGCAGUUGACCUCCAGGAAGCCUCCGACACCACCAUCCACAUCGCCAAGGGUGUAGGACCCAUCCCUGACGACGCCACUCCAGAGCUCACUUCCCUGGAGGUGCGUGGCGCAGGCCUGGGCCACGAGGUUGUUGCCAUCGACGUCCACGUGCCCACCGCAUCGGCAUUCACCGGGUCGCCGGUGUGGCCCAGCUUCAACUCUGGCACCUCUGAAUCUUCAUUGCCAUCUACACACAAGGAUGUGCAAGAGGUAUGGAAGCCAAUGCCUGGGCUAUUUGACAAGCCUGAAGCUGUUGUUGCUAAUGUGAAGGAGCACAAGGAUGAUGCAAAGCUGUUGGUAAUUACACUCUUCAUGAACCCAUCAACCUGGUAUGAACAUUUCAAUACCCGAGACCCUUGCUUGGUUUCGUUGGAUGCCCAGUUGGUAUUUGCGGAGCAUAUGAGUCCUGAACUGCGUUUAACAUGGCCGACACUAGUGGGAACUAAUUUCAGUGAGUUCUGUUCAGCAGGGCUGUCUAAUUCAUAUUGUACAUUAUCCUUGUUCCCUUGGAAUCCAGGUGGUUAUUUUCUCAUGCAUAAGAAUCGGGUGACCAUGAUGCUUAUCACUACUAGUAGUAGUUCUCAUUGGCAUGUUACCAGUGUAUUUGAGGAGUCUGGUCAGUGCUUUUCUCAGAUUGCAAAAAUACAAUGGUUGUUUCCUAUUUGUAUGAAGGCGAUGACACAGUGCUUGGUAAUACUACCUCUUGUUAAGCUGGAUUAUGAGCUAUGGCAUCCACCUGAUCAGCAACCAAGGAUGAAGAGGAAGUUCCGUUGGACGUUCAGAACACAUCCAUUUCUGAAUACCCAAGCGCGGGACAAGGAAUUGACUAGUUACCUUUCUAUGAAUUUGUUCCAUCUUGGAGAUCUUGUGUACAAUACAUGGGGACGGUGGCUCAGUGUACUUGGACACUGCAUCAGGAUACUCCUAGGUCGGCUCUUGUGCUUGUGGUCUUUGCAACAAGACGAUGCUGAUUCAUGCUUCAUUACACAUGUGAAACUCUUUCAUUACAGUGAAUGGUGGUUUUCUGAACUCUGUCUGGUUACUAGCAUUCUCACCCUUGAACUGUAUCAUUCUUGCCCGGCUGCUACGACUGUCCAUCCAUUUAGGAGCAUGACAAAAUGGGGUGCUUGGAACACGGCAAGAAGUUUUUGUUUGCGGUUAAUACAGCUUGAGCCAGUACUACCUUCUGAUCUAGCUAGCAGAACUGAACAACGGCAGCUGAUCUCUGACACGUAUCCAUGGCAACAUGUAGUGUUUGGGCUGCUAUAUGAACUAGCAUACUGCAAUGAGGCCAAUCAUUAUUAUUGGUAUCUGAAGAUCCUUACAAUGCUGGUUGUUCAGACCGUACAAGUUGCAACAGAGAUACGAGAUUCAGAGUUAAGUUUGUUUGUUGCUGGUGCUUUCCUGCUUGGGCAUAAACAAAAGUUUCUCUGGACUCCAUACACUGCAAAGUUUUUGGUGUUUCACAGGACCAACUCAGCUCCUAGUUAUUUUUCAGUCUCUGACAGAAGAUCUUGCUAUAUUGUUCUGCUUGAUGUGUUUAGAAUUCUGUGCUAUGAACCGAUGCUAGCUACCGGUAUUCAACCUAGACUCUCUGAGUGUCAACCUGGCGAUUGGUUUCAUGAUGUUUUUCUCAGUGUAUGCAACACAUAUACUCCUGAACCCACGCUCGCCAAAUUUCAGGCUUUAAAAAAAUGCGAUUGCGAGCAUCUUAUAUCAACCGGGGCUUGUAAUCUAUUCAUGGACAAAGGAUGCCUCAAGCGUCACAUGGUUCACGAAGAAAACGAUUCAAUAGUAGUGCAAACUUCAAGGAUUCAGUGUGUACAGCCAAGAUGCUACUUGGAGGUUGGCUCUACUCAAGCAUAUCUGAAACUGAAGGAAGUUGAUGUUGCUGUUACAUGUUUGAGCUUAGAAACAAUUCGGAUUGGGAGUUGCUUACCCAUUUCAACCGUCCACCUGAUCCAGCAAGUAUUUGGGAGUGCAUCACUGGCCGAAGCUUUCCCCGGGACCAAAUCUUACUGAUGAUUUUUCAUCCAUGGCCACCAACUCAUGUUACUUAUCUGAUAAAGUUUUGCUGUUGUGGCAGCCGGGCAGUGACUCGACAAAUGGUUUUUCAAGGUGGGCGAGGUGUCGUUGCUAUCACUGUCGGUUUUCCGCAAGGCUCCGUCGACCACAAGUACUACCACGGCUUCGACAGCGACUACUUCGGCUUCUCAUGUGAUUGGAUCGCCAUCGGCCACGGCUACUACAACCCUGUCAUUCAAGUCAACCCCGACUGUGGCUACCACAACGACUUCGAGCUAGUCAAGGAACAUCGAGUGCAAUGGGAUCCGGGCGGUUCUCGGUGGCUUCGGCUUGGGGUCAAGCCGGAUCUUAAGAAUGGGGGGAUGUUAGCAGCCCUACUAACAUGUAUGCACAUGGGCUUGGCCACUGGGCCGCUCAUGGACUUGGCCCGCCCACUACCCCAUCGCUGCAGCUACAAGUACCAGAUCAAACGCAAGGAAGAAGGUAUCCAGUGGAUCACGGACGAACCCGGCGGCGGCUACCUUCCUCUCUUCUCCUACCUCUGCUCCCCAGUUCAUCUGUAACUCAAUUCUUGUAUCAGAUUGUGAGUGUGUGAACUAUAAUCUAGUGGAGAUAUAUCCCGUACCUUACACCUUCGGAUCCUUGUUCGAGAUCAACCACAUGGACCUCUCCGAGCUCCGCUACCCGAAGCUCCAUCGGUCGUCGAUUCCGUCACCACCAGCGGUGAUGUUCUCCUCCCUUCUCUAUAUCGUUGCCUUAACUCACCCUUCUCUCUGAACUCUCUUUUCCCUCCAAGCAGUACAUGAGCGAACACACCGACCUCCGCCCGAACAGAACACUGCCGCCCGAGCCUCCCUCCAAGGCCAAUUCCGGCGAGAGAGCUCGGAUUCGAGCUAUCCCGCCCACACCAAAGAUCGCUGCUGCCGCCGUUGCUCUAGCUGAGCAGAGCGAUGCUACCUGAAACUUCCUGUCACCGCCUCCUGUUCGUCCUCUCGUGCGGUCGUUGCAGGACCCACCAGAGAACUCACGACAAAUACCCUGAGUCUGUCAUGCCGCGCUUCAUCCUCGUGCUAUUCCCGAAGUCGCCCCCAAUUUUUCCUCCGCGGAGACGAGGGCACGGAUUCCAUGAAGCUCCGCCACCGAGGUCCCUUCGUCGGUUGAUUAUGAUGACUAUUGACACUGGAGCAAGCUACCGACGCACUCUCGAUCCCAUCGGAGUUUGGUGGCACUACCGAGCGACGACACCACCAACAGAGGGUACUUCCUUCGUCAUUUUACGCCACCAUCACCACCCACGUCGAACACCGCAUCCACAAUGCCGCCUCAACUUCGCCGGAGGACCACCGGAGUAGUGCCACCGUCCCUGCUCGUACCGCCGCCAUCGUCCUUUGGCUCACGGUGAGCACACCACGCACAUGACAUCUCUCGACGAAUCACAAACUGCCACAUGACACAUGCACAACACAUCAUCAGCAUCUCCAAAACGCUGCCACGGCAGAGUUUUUAACACAAUCUAUGCACAUAUUGUUUAUGCUAUAAUUUUUUGUCUACGCAUCCAAACUCAGUGAAACUUUUCCUAUGUGUU
Triticum dicoccoides is the source of this 4488-nucleotide messenger RNA. RefSeq lists its product as uncharacterized. NCBI's taxonomy places the organism in Eukaryota, Viridiplantae, Streptophyta, Magnoliopsida, Poales, Poaceae. The transcript has 3 exons. The record is from RefSeq and is a predicted model, not a curated record. Bases 447 to 2900 code for a protein of 817 amino acids.